AUGGCGAGCUCCGACCCAGCGCUGUCCGAUCCCCUACUUGCCCUCAAACGAGCGCUGAGCUCACCGUCCAGUGGCCCUGUGCUGACGAGCUCGCCGGAUCUCUCGACGGAGCACGCAACCGACGACAUCUCCAAGGCGACACACCUGUACCUGACCCAGCCAGUAGCCCAGAGCAUACCUCUCUCUACACCGACGCGGUUUGUCUCAGCGGCUGCAAACACGGCAAUUGACCUACGAAGCAUCUACUUUGCCUGGCUGAAGAAGGACGUGGCUAUACCGGAGUACAUUGCGUCAGCGCAGGAAGUGAACGAUGCGCUGCGCUCUGCGGGAAAAGUGCUGAACCUGGUGUUUGUUGAGAAAGUCGAUUUGAUCAGUUGGCUGGAGGGAGCUUCCGAUGAGAGCGAGUAUAUCAAACCUCUUGAGGGGAAAGCUACGGGAGAAACUGCGGGUGAGAUUGGCGGUGCAGCUGCUCCUGUAGGUGCUGGUACUGGUGCCGGUGCUGCGGCUACAGCUGCGAAGGAGGCAGAUGUGGCUGCAGGGAGCGUGCCGGCCAAGGGAGCUGGAGCCGUUGGAGCAGGACCCGCUGGAGCCGGAGCUGCAACCAGCCGAGCAGGCAAGACGGUCGAUGCUCGGUUACAAGCUAUAUAUAACGGCGAGCGCAAGCUGGGAGACAGAAACACGGUGCUACGAGGCAUCAAGCCGACUGACUUCUCACAUAUCCGCAAGACAGCCGAGAUCUUCCUAGGCCGCAACAGAUCUCGAGUAGCAGGCGGCACGACAUCCAAAGGCGGUAAACCAACACCCACUCCGGGGCCAGGCAGCAUCCCCAAAAAACCACUCGACCCAACCGCCGCGUCCUCAGGCACAUCAACUUCCUCAUCUUCCUCCUCUCGCCGACCCAACCCCAUCAUCCUGGUAUCUCCAUCUGCCUCCUCGCUACUACGCAUGUCCAACAUCAAGACCUUCCUGACAGAAGGCAUCUACAUCCCACCGGACCACCCAUCCUUGUCGAAAUCCACCAACUCCAACCUCCUACACCUCUCGCGAACACUACAGACCAUCCCGGACACAUCUCGCUCUGCCACCGCGUCCCGCAGCUCGGACUUCAAGCCCGACUACUGGAACAGGGUUGUAGCUGUGUUCACGACCGGUCAGACGUGGCAGUUUAAGUCAUAUAAGUGGUCGACGCCGCAGGAGCUGUUUAAGCACGCGACUGGCAUCCACGUUGGAUGGAGAGGGGAGGAGGCGCCGCGUGAGGUGAAAGGGUGGGGGAGAGGAGUGCGUAGUUUUGCGAUUGAUCGGUGGGACGAGAAGAGCGCGAAUGUCGCUGGUGGAGGAGCGAGAUGGAGAGAUCGAGGCGUGGUUGAGGGUAUCUGGUCUGCCAUUGAAGAAGGCAUGAAGGCUCGGGGAUGGGGAGUAGCCAAAUAA
Molecule: messenger RNA, 1428 nt
Organism: Nannizzia gypsea CBS 118893
Lineage: Eukaryota; Fungi; Ascomycota; Eurotiomycetes; Onygenales; Arthrodermataceae
Product: cell division control protein 73
Exons: 3
Coding region: 1-1428 (475 amino acids)
Biological process (GO): transcription elongation by RNA polymerase II; positive regulation of transcription elongation by RNA polymerase II
Cellular component (GO): Cdc73/Paf1 complex
Molecular function (GO): RNA polymerase II complex binding
Source: RefSeq, a predicted model, not a curated record